Clunio marinus is the source of this 977-nucleotide messenger RNA. Lineage: Eukaryota; Metazoa; Arthropoda; Insecta; Diptera; Chironomidae. The record is from the annotation of a GenBank genome assembly.
AAUAGUUUUACUUACACAUUGCUGUGUCCUCAAAUGCCAAUUAGUGAUCAAUUAGCAAAACUCCAUUCAGUAAAUGAAAUUUAGUCAGAAACAAGUUUGUGCUGUUGUGAUGAAUAUUUAAAGUCUGUUUCAAGUUUGUUUCACAAAACCAUAUAAAUUUAAUAAAUAGUCAUGUCGGAUCCCGGAAUACUCUGCAUCCAGCAUUGUAAUGCAAGAAUAUUUUCAUUCACACUUCCUGAGAAGUGUCCGCUUUGUCAUAACAAAAUUCUUAAUGAGAGAAACAAUUUCGGCCUCAUGCCAUUUCGAUUACCAUAUCCAUUUGUUAGAGCCACCCAAGCACAAGCUGCUGUGAUUCUCCGACCAACUAAUGGAGACUUUUUAAAUGACUACAAUAAUAACACCGACCUUCAUAUUGCUGUAACAACAUCACAGGGUGUCAUUGUAGAAUUUGAUAGACACGGGCUGAGACAGCAUGAAUCACAUGAUGAAAAUAGCUCAUGGGAACAAAGUCUUGUGGUUACAAAUGUAUCUGAAGCAUGGUGGGAUUAUUGGGACGAAAUUCUUUCAAAAAUAUGCAAACUUACAAAGUGGUCGGCAGCAUCGUAUAAAAAGGAUUCACAUAAUUGCUAUUCAUUCGUACUGACAUUCCUACAGUCUAUCAAUCAUGGAGAAUUAAGUCGUGUAGCUUGUAACAGAACACUUUUUUGUGAACGCUUCAUAUGUCCCAGGACAGUUGUAGCUGGAAAAUAUAUUAGCCUUUAUCGGAAGAUACGCGACCAGGGGCAUUCCAUUCAUCCAUUGCAAAACGAAAAAACAACAUUAAAUAAAAAAGCGGAUAGCAGCACAAUGGCUAACAGUACCACGCUUUUGAAGCAAUAAAUUGGAAUUCAUCGCCAGCAAGUAUCGAUGUUCACUUUUUUUCUGUUAAAAUAUGUGAAGCAACAUGAGCGUAAAAAGGGCUUCUUUAUAAAUAAAGC